Mytilus trossulus (common blue mussel) is the source of this 3352-nucleotide messenger RNA. RefSeq lists its product as uncharacterized. The record is from RefSeq and is a predicted model, not a curated record. The coding region runs from base 40 to 1905 and encodes 621 amino acids. The transcript is spliced from 5 exons. NCBI's taxonomy places the organism in Eukaryota, Metazoa, Mollusca, Bivalvia, Mytilida, Mytilidae.
GAGGCAUGCAGUGAAAGUAUUUUUAAGUAUACGGAGAAUAUGUCAGAAGAUGAGAUAAGACAUAUAAGGCAAGAAUACUUCAUUUCCAACACAGAUGAUGAUCCCAGUGUAUUCCAGCAAAUCCGAGAAGACAUUCUAUAUUUAGCCAGAAAAAUGAAAACAUGGAACCAAGUUUAUCCCUUAAAAUUCAUUCAGCUGGAAAAACGACUUCAAGAAAAAAAGAAGGAGUUACCAAUUAUUUCCUUUAAUGAAAUUCAGCACAUCUCUAUGGAUACACAUCAUCCACUAAAUGAUGAGGAACUCAGAUUAUUCCUGGAAUUUCACCAUGAAAUCAGAGCUUUAGUUUAUUUCAAAGAUCUGCCUUCUUAUAUUAUUUUAGACACACAAUGGUUGUCCGAUGCUUUUAGAUGUAUAGUCACAGCAAAGAAAUUUAGAGCUAUUAGUAUUAGAAACAGAACAAAAUGGGACGAAUUGUUCAAUAGAGGCAAAUUACAUAGCGAAGUUUUAGAAGACAUAUUUAGAAAAAGUGAAAACAAUUUUUCCAAACACAAGGAUCACAUCCUGAACGUAAUGGAGAAAUUUGAUAUCAUAAUACGACCUAACAUAUGUAACAUAUCAGAAACUGAAAGAGACGCUGGUGAUGACAAACCUCUCUAUUAUAUACCUUGUAUGAUUAAAUCAGAACCUGAGUUUAAUAUAUACGAAAUGUUUAAUGUAACAGAAAACACAUGUAAUAAGUCUACCUGGUUAUGUUAUAUGUUUAGGUUUCUUCCACCUCAUUUAAUGAAUCAUUUAAUUGCAUCACUGUGCAGGAAAUAUAAAAUUGCAGAAGUUGUCACUAAGGAUCAGAAAAAACAAAUUGCUCUUUUCAGAAGCUCAGCUGUCUUUGAGUUAGAAAAAACGACAAAAUUAGCAAAAUUACAUAUAAUGAAAUGUCCAAAUUGGAUUCAAAUUCAGGUUUGGCAAUUUGGAAAAGAACGUGAAAAAGGUUUUUACAAAUACAUUGACGACUUUGUGACAGAGGAAAUUGUCAAGAUAAUAAACACAAGAUUUAAGAUGUCUAGUGUGAAAUUUUGGAAAAGUUGGGAAUGCGGCCUUACAAAACCAGAGUCUGUGACAGGAUCAAAUGAUUUUAGUGAGGAGCAGAUUCCAGAAUAUUACUGUGAAAAAUGUACAAGCACCCAUAUAUUCAUUGAUGAUUGGCAAGAUCUGAACAGUAGAAGACCAUGCCUGCCAAUUAGUUGUGAGAUUAAACCAGGAUCGAAUCAAAACAGAGAUAGCACCAGUCACGCCCAGACUACAUCCUCUAAGGUGUUUGUCCGUAUCAACGCUAGUAAUAGAGACAUUUCAAACAUCCAUGAUGAGUCAAUAGCAGCAGCCAGUUUGACAGGGUUCACAAAAGAGGAAAUCAACUUUUCAAAGAUGGGAAUGAUAGCACUGAAUAUUCUUGCUGAUGUUUUAUAUGAUCUAUUGAAACCAGAUAAACCAUAUCUACGUCCAAGGUGUGAUUGUGAUAUAACAUAUUUGUACAGUGAGCACAGGAAUCUUAAUAAACACAUUCCUAGUAAUUCAUGGGGUGGUCAAUGGCAAAGAAUUCAGACUACAGACAUAGCUAUUGGAGAUGAUAUUGAGCGCAUAAGACUGACAAGAAACGAAUUACAACACUCUAGAAUAUUUCAUCUUGAUGAUAAACGUUUUAAUGAAUUACGUAAUAUACUAAGCGACCUUUUAAAACGGUUUGAUCAACACAGCAAACCAACAAGGCUGUAUACAGAGUCAGACCAUUUAAAUGAGGUUUUGGCUAAAACUAUUUCUGCAGAGGAAGUGAAAUCUAUUAAAAAUGAAAUAUUAGGAAUGGCUAUUGAAGUUGAAAUAGAACACCAAAUCAAUGUUUCAACACAAUAGAGAAAUAAGCCAAUCUACACAUUUUGUAUAAACAGUAACGUCUGCAUUUUACGAGCAAUAAAUAGAGUCACACAAAAUAAUGGCCAGGAUAAAAAAAAAAGGAGAGUAGACCAAAGAUGAAUGAUUUGACUAGAAUUUGAAAAAUGAACCAAUAGUGAACUGUUUCAGUGUUAUUUUUAAAAUGUAAAUACAUGCAGUAAAUAAUGUGUCAACAUACUGUAAUAUGUAUAUAGCCAAUACCAUACAUGUUUAGUCUUAGACAAUGUUAGAUGCAUGAUUUGUUUAUAAGUUGUUAGUGGCUUUGAACUAGCUGUCAGAUAACUGCGAGUACUCUUAGAUCUGUUCAUUGUGUCUUUCUGUGUCGGGAUGUAUAAGUACCCAGCCACGUCCACUUGUACUUUUUGUCUAUCUGAUGAAUUAAGCCUUUUUCAACUAUUUUUAUAGUUCGUUCUUAUGUUGUACUAUUAUACCACUGUCCCAGGUUAGGUGAGGUUCAAAUCCCGCUAACAUGUUUAACCCCGCCACAUUAUGUAUGUGUGUGCCUGUCCCAAGUCAGGAGCCUGUAAUUCAGUAGUUGUCGUUUUUUUAUGUGUUGCAUAUUUGUUUUUCGUUCAUUAUUUUACAUAAAUAAGGCCGUUUGAAUUGUUUUACAUUGUCUUAUCGGGGCCUUUUAUAGCUGACUAUGCGGUAUGUGCUUUGCUCAUUGUUGAAGGCCGUACGGUGACCUAUAGUUGUAAUUUUCUGUGUCAUUUUGGUCUUUUGUGGAUAGUUGUCUCAUUGGCGAUCAUACCACAUCUUCCUUUUUAUAUGUAUUAAUUAUAGAAUGAAUACUUGUAGAUAUAUAUGAAAGAAAUAUAUAUAUGUGUAUGUAAUAAUUGAAUCUAGAAAAAAAAUAUUUUCAGUACAGUGAGAAAAUGAGAUAAAACAAAUUCACAAUUAGGAAUAUUUACUCUUUGUUUUAGUUGAGAAAGAUAACUGUGAGUGCUCUUUUAUCUGUUGUUGGGAUGUACAAGUGCCCAGCCAGGUCCACUCUAUCUAUUUUAGAUGUAUUUUUCUUCAUAUUUGUUACGUUUGGAAGACGUGCUUUUCAACAGACUGUCGGAAUUCUAAUGGAAACCAAUUGUGCCCCUCUUCCUUUCAGUUUGUUUCUUUAUUUUUAUGAGGCUGAUUUCAUACAGGAACUUCUUAGGAAGAAAAACUAGAAGUUAGCAACAUCCUUAACUUUACAUUCCGCUAUAUAGAUGAUGUUUUCUAACUAAAUAGUACAAAAUUUGGUCACUAUGUCAUGCAUGAUCAUGUAUGUUGAAUGAAUCUAUCCCAUCGAACUAGAAAUAAAGGAUACUACAGAUACAGUUAAGUCUGCCUUAUAUUUUGACUUACAUCUACAAAUUGAUAAUCGAGUCGAUUGAAAACAAAACUUUACGACAAAAGAGAUAAUUUCAGCUGC